CCUUGGACAGAAAGGACCAUUCAUAUUAACGUAGCAGCCCACAGGCAAUACCACGAUUAAGUAUGGCUAACCCAUCUAUUCCGGGACCAAUUGUCAGGCAACCAUCAUCUCCUACAUUGAAAGGGACCCGAGAGAGAACAAGAUCAAGGGAAAAGAUGGAAACAGCGUUUGUAGAUGAAGGACAUAUGAGCAAACAACCAUCAAUCCAAAUAAUGGACAGAUUGGAACAUUCAGUGGACGGGGAUCAAGAAGGAUCUAGUGGUGAUAAGCCUCGAAAAACAAAACGCAAUUCAAUUCGUAUUAUCAUUACCAGGGUCUGCUCAGCAAUAUUAAUUAUUGCGGACUGUGUUUUUGACUGGUUGCAGUAUUACCAAAUUAUUACAACGCCGUUAGAUAUUAUACCUGAAGUCAAAAGUUUGCUGCCCCAAAGAGAUCAGCCAGACAGUUAUUGGCGACUACUUUUACGGCGACAAAGCUUUUUUUUUGGGCUAACAAAUAUCCCUCCAGAAGGUGCACUACAACAAUCGACUGAGAGUUUACCACCAGAAUCGAACACCACUUUGUUUUGCCAAAGUAAGAGUGAUGUUGGUGAGCAUUUUAUGUACUUUACAAUAGCGGGAACAGUUCUGUCGUUAAUCCAACUUGCAAAUAUCAUCUUCCAGAUUUACAGCGAGGUUGAGUAUCUUAAGAAGAAAAAGCAAGUGAGCGAAGAUAACGAUGGCACUCCUAAAAAAAUACUGGAUGGUAGGACAGAAACUCUUUAUUCCGUUUUAUUCAUAGAAAUACCACAAGGAAUUCUUCUCCUUAGGUACCAAGAAGCAUGCUUACCGAGUUAUAGCAAGACUCUAAAGUGUAAACGACUCAAACGGCGUAUUUGGGCUGCCGUUAAUGGUGGUAUUGCACUUUUGAACAAUGCUUUUCGUUAUAUAACAUGCUCUGAAUGUUGCGAAGAAGACGUUGAGGACGAUAACUCGACUUGUGGAUGUUGCAGUGUAGCUAGAGGAAAGUGUCUUGAUUGUUUUAGCGGCGCUAGAGGAAAGUGUGUUGUUUGUUCUGGCAGUUCUAAACCAAAGUCCAAAAAGCCCAAAAAGUCAAUUGAUUGUUUUAGCGGCGUUAGAGGAAAGUUUGGUGAUUGUUUUUGGACUCUCCUUAAAUGCUUCUGUCCCUGUUUAUGCUAUUUUUAUCGAUACGAAUCCCCCAUAUUAUGUGGUAUUUGUGGAAAGAAAUGCAUCGUUGAUAAGUGCAAAUGCUCUACCGAACCGUGGUCUUACAAGCUUUCCUUGUGUGGAUUCUGUAAUUUCCACUACUGCCCACUUGUAAACCCUGAUGAUCCCCAAGGAGGAGGACAGAAAUGCUGCGAUGUGACAAGUGGACUUUGUAAAUGUUCAGACGGAACAUGCUGCGAUGGGACAAUCGGAUGUUGUGAUUGUUCAAUCGGAAAAUGCUGCGGUGUGACAGGCGGAAGUUCUAACAGUUCAGACGGAAAAUGCGUUGUGACACUCGGAUGUUGCGAAUUGUCAAUCGGAAAUUGCUGCGAUGGGAGCGAUGGGACUGAUGGGACUGGAUUCUGUCCAUGUUUUUGCUGUUCAUCUCGAUACGAAUCCCUCAUGUUGUGUGGUAUUUGUGGAAAGAUAUGCAUCAUAGAUAAGGGCAAAUGCUCUACCGAACCAUGGUCUUACAAGCUUUCCUUAUGUGGAUUUUGUAAUUUCCACUACUGCCCACUUAAGCUUUUUGACCCUGAUGAUCCCCAAGGAGGAGGACAGAAAUGCUGCGAUGUGACAAGUGGACUUUGUAAAUGUUCAGACGGAACAUGCUGCGAUGGGACAAUCGGAUGUUGUGAGUGUUCAAUCGGAAAAUGCUGUGGUGUGACAGGCGGAAGUUGCAACAGUUCAGACGGAAAAUGCGCUGUGACACUCGGAUGUUGCGAAUGGUCAGUCGGAAAUUGCUGCGAUGGGACUGAUGGGACUUGUUGGAAAUGUCCAGAAAGAAAACCCAGAAAACCCAGACAACCCAGAACACCCAGAAAACCCAGCGAUGAAUGCAAAUGUUUAGACGGAAAAGGCUGCGAUGACCCAAGCGAGUGUUGUAAAUCUUCAUACGGAAAAUGGUGCGGUGGUACAGGCGAUUUUAGGAAAUGUUCAAACGCAUGUUCUAAUCCUUGUGAUUAUGAACCACUUACAUGCAACGUACGAUUUGCACUUAUUGUUAAUAUCGGUUAUGUGGUAUUGUAUUUUUAUAUCAUGCUCAGAAUGUUCUGUCUUCUGAAGAAUAUUCCUUCAUCAAAGAGUAGUAUAUUUGGAUAGUGAUCAACACUUUUGCAAAAUGCUCGACUAAAGAUGGUUAUCGUAUCAGUAUUUGUAAAUAUGUGAUUACUGACACAUCGGCACGCUAUAUCUAUAUUCCUUUAUCAUGAUUACUUACAUAUAUUUAUCUUUAAAAAGAACUGGAAAUAGUGUAUAUGAAAACAUUUCAAAAAUCUACCCGUUAGUUUCAAUACUUUGGAUUAAAGAGCAAAACCCAAUUAUUGAAUUUUCAGAUUUUAAUUGAUUUUGAUUAAAGAGGUUUUGAACAUAUUGUAAAAUAUAAAAUUAUGUAUAUUUUUUCUGUAUAAAGAUCUACAUCGA
Molecule: messenger RNA, 2624 nt
Organism: Mytilus californianus (California mussel)
Lineage: Eukaryota; Metazoa; Mollusca; Bivalvia; Mytilida; Mytilidae
Product: cell death abnormality protein 1-like
Exons: 3
Coding region: 63-2303 (746 amino acids)
Source: RefSeq, a predicted model, not a curated record